AUGACGCCUCACAGCCGCUACACGGGGCAGGCCUCCGACGGGUUCGCCAGCAACAGAGACCGCACCAGUGGCCGCAGAAGCCCAAACCGUGCUGGACAAGCUUCUGGCCGGGCCCAAGCCAACACAGCCUCGUCUUCCAGAGAGCAUCAGCAUGACGAGUACAGCCCGGCAUACGAUCCUGUCUACAGAGAGGUCGCCCGUCCCCCCCGCGACGACUACAGGCGUCUACAACGCGUAAUCAACAAUCCCGCUUUGGAGCCCAUGCACCUGAGAUCGGCGCACCGUGAGCCAUACCCAGAUAGCCGAUACUACCCACACGGCCACGGCGGCGGGCAUGCGCAUGCGCAUGCGAAUGGCGGAAAUGUCCUUGGCUAUCCGUCGGCCAGCAUCCACGCUCCACCAGCACCAGCACCAGCACCACAGGCGAGCCAAUUGCAGCAGCCGCCCGAGAGCGUCCAGACCGAGCGUUCGCGGUACCCUGCUCCCCAUGCAAACACCUCUUCUCGUCAAGUGCACGAGCACGAUUAUUCCCCGCCAUACCAUGGCAUUUGGGGCGUGCGACGGGAUGGCCGCGUCUACGACUACGACGACACGUUCCAGGAGUACAGGGCGCGUGGACACGACGAGCGGGAGGGUGCAUCUGACGACAACGAAAGCGACGGGUAUUACCGCGUGAGAAGCCAUGCUUCUCACUAUUGA
Exserohilum turcica Et28A is the source of this 699-nucleotide messenger RNA. RefSeq lists its product as uncharacterized. The transcript is spliced from 2 exons. The record is from RefSeq and is a predicted model, not a curated record. Bases 1 to 699 code for a protein of 232 amino acids. Lineage: Eukaryota; Fungi; Ascomycota; Dothideomycetes; Pleosporales; Pleosporaceae.